AUGAAAAUUCUCGGCCAAGUUGUUUCCGUCCAGCCCCUCGCGCUUAUUAUCUCGCUACCGAAUCAACUCUUCGCGCAUGUACCAAUUACAGAGAUAUCUACACAGCUCACCGGUCUUCUCGAAUCAAUGGAGGAUGAUGACGAUGACGCGCCGCCAUCAGAUGAGGAGGACGAUGGACCCUCCAAGUCUCGGAUACCCGACCUCUUUCACAUAUUCCCUCCGGGACAAUAUGUAAGAGCAGUCGUAUCUGCUGUCCACCCACCAGGUGCAACAGACGCGUCAGUGCUGGGGCGGGCUCGAGAUGAGGUGCAGAAAGCCAGUCGGAGGAUUGAGCUCAGCUUGAUACCAGAGAAAGUCAACGCGAGCGUCUCAAAGAGUGAUCUUCGCGCUGGAUUCACCUUGUCCGCAGCUGUCAAGAGCAUCGAGGAUCAUGGCUACAUCUUAGACCUAGGGAUUCCUGAUGUGUCCGGCUUUCUAUCGUUCAAGGAGGCGAAGAAAGGUCCCUUCGGAGACGACAACAAACUGCCCGUUGGACGCUUGAUCGACGUGUGUGUAGUGAAGAUAACGGGCAACGGUAGGACAUGUACUGUGUCUGUCGAUUUUGCUUCUGUCCGAGAUGCGUCGCUGUCCGAAGUCGCUAGUGUGACAUCUAUUCUCCCUGGCACACUUGUUCAGUCGCUUGUAACCGCUGUAGUUCCUGACGGCCUGAACCUCCAAGUCCUAGGAUACUUUGGCGGCACUAUAGACCAGUUCCACUUGCGUGCUGGCGACGUCGAAGAGAACUAUAAAGUGGGUCAGAAGAUCAAAGCUCGUAUAUUGUACGAUGUCAGUCCCUCAACGCCACCGAGGUUCGCAUUGUCGGUGGUAGAGCACGUUUUGAAACUAUCACCGAAACAUGCGGCUGGAUCCGAUGGAAGUAAGGAUUCAAGUCUGCAAGAUGCGUAUCCUGUAGGGGCUAUUCUGGAAGCCGUCAAGGUUGUCCGAGUCGAGGCCGAGCGGGGUCUCGUGGUAGAGAUUUCCUCAGGGCUGGAAGGCUUUGUGCAUAUCUCUCAAGUGUCAGACGAGCACGUCCCAUCUUUGUCACCCUCGUCUGGCCAUUGGAAAGUAGGGACAGUCCAUAAAGCCCGUGUCACCGGCCACUUCCAUCUCGAUGGCUGCCUUCAACUGUCAUUCCGGCCAUCUGUACUCGAGCAAAAAUUCCUCCAAGUGGGAGAGGUGCAGGUCGGCGAGCUCAUCAAGGGAACAGUGAAGAGGCUGACCGACUCUGCGCUGUUUGUCUCGAUGUCGGGGAGUGUCGACGGCGUCGUCUGGCCGAACCAUUACGCGGAUAUUGCUCUGAAGCAUCCGCAAAGGAGGUUCCGGCCAGGAGUCGUCGCCGAGCUGCAGAAGGACAAGGCUGUCAUCACUCUCCAGCCGACGCAAGUCCGCGCCUUGCUAUCCCUGAACAACCUCGCCAAUCGUCGCGGGGUAUCGCUCACUCAGCUUCGAACAUCGCUCAAGACCGACGAAAAGCUACAAGAUCUCGUCGUCGUGUCUCGUAAUCCGGAGAAAGGAUUCGUCCUCGUGGCGACAAAACCCAAAGAGAAAGAGUCUCUACUCCAGAGGGGCUCGCUGAAUUUGGACACAAUUCAAGUUGGUCAAGUCGUUGGAGGACGCGUCUUGCGGCAUGGUCGGCAGGGCGCAUUGGUCAAGCUGACCAGUUCGAUCUCCGGAACUCUGCAUCCCACAGAUACCUGCGAUGAUUUUGACUCUGGGAGGGCCUUCCCGCCCGUUGAUUCCAUACUGAAGGCUGUGGUCCUGUCAAUCGACAGAGACAAGCGGCAACUUACCUUGUCGACACGCCCAUCGCGCCUAUAUCCGGACCAGGCAAAGGACGUUAAGGACCAUGAGGUCGACGGUGUUUCCGACCUGAAAGUCGGGCAGACAGUGAGAGGGUUCAUCAAGAAUGUCGCGGAACAAGGUAUCUUUGUGAUGCUAGGCCGUCACAUCGACGCCAGAGUGCAGAUCAAGGAGCUCUUUGAUGAGUACGUCAAGGACUGGAAGAGUCACUUCGCUGCCAAUCAACUUGUCAAGGGCCGCGUUUUGAGCGUCGAUUUCGACAAGAAGCAAGUGGAAAUGACAUUCCGCUCUGGGGACCUCAAGCGAGAUGCACGCUCUCAAUCAACACUAGCGGAUCUUUCGGAAGGCCAAAAAGUCGAUGGUCGCGUGAAGAAAAUCGAGGAUUAUGGUCUCUUCAUCGAGAUAGCCGGUUCUAAGCUCAGCGGUUUGUGCCACAAGUCUGAACUAUCCGAUAAUAAGGAUGCAGACGUAACACUUGCGCUGCGGAGCUUCCGUGAAAAUGAUCAGGUCAAAGCUGUGAUUCUCUCAAUUGAUAGAGAGAAGCGCCGCAUAUCCUUUGGUCUGAAGCCGUCGUAUUUUGCAGACGAUGACUUCGAGUCCAGUGACGAUGACAACGAAUCCACAACCGGUAACGAUGGACGCCUCGGUGUAGUGGAUGAUAUCACGGACAUCGAGGACUCAGGCGAUGGUAGUUCUGAUGACGAUGACGCUCCUGUGGGCACAGACGACAUGAAAGGCGACGAUUCCGACGAUGAUUCCGAAGCUGCAGACGAUGGGGCGGUGGCGAUGGACAUAGACGUUGUCACUGCUACCUCUGCGGAGCAAACCACAAACAUCACGCAGACCAAUUCACUCAGCUUGCAGGAUGGCUUCCAAUGGUCUGCAAAACAGGACGCUGAGGACACUGCCAUGGUAUCUUCUGAAGAGAACACAGACGACGACGAGCAAGGGCGCAAGAAGAAAAGGCGGAAACGCAAGGAGAUUGAGCAAGACCUGACAGCCGACAUGCAUACGAAGAUGCCAGAGUCAAACACGGACUUCGAACGAGUGCUCCUUGGCUCACCAAAUUCUUCUUAUCUUUGGAUCCAGUACAUGUCGUUCCAACUGCAAAUCUCUGAGGUAGAGAAGGCUCGUGAGAUUGCACGACGCGCCUUGCGGACCAUCAACUUCCGAGAAGAGCAGGAAAAACUGAACGUCUGGGUAGCCCUUCUGAACCUCGAGAACUCUUUCGGGACGGACGAGUCGUUGGAAGCCACAUUCAAGGACGCAGCACGGCAUAAUGACUCAAAAACUAUCCAUCUCCGCUUAGCAAAUAUCCUCGAUCAGAGUGAAAAGCACGAGAAAGCUGAAGAGCAAUAUAAGCGCACAUGCAAGAAGUUCAGCCAGAGUUCGAAAGUAUGGACAUUGUUUGGCGAGCACUACUUGAAACGAGGAAUGCUAGAAGAGGCUAGGAAACUCCUUCCGCGCAGCUUACAAAGUCUGGAAAAGCGCAAGCGUAUGGGUAUUCGCGAGUCAGACAUAGACAACCGCUAA
Molecule: messenger RNA, 3372 nt
Organism: Postia placenta MAD-698-R-SB12
Lineage: Eukaryota; Fungi; Basidiomycota; Agaricomycetes; Polyporales; Adustoporiaceae
Exons: 9
Coding region: 1-3372 (1123 amino acids)
Biological process (GO): rRNA processing
Cellular component (GO): small-subunit processome; nucleolus
Molecular function (GO): RNA binding; protein binding
Source: RefSeq, a predicted model, not a curated record